Molecule: messenger RNA, 285 nt
Organism: Kickxella alabastrina
Lineage: Eukaryota; Fungi; Kickxellomycota; Kickxellomycetes; Kickxellales; Kickxellaceae
Exons: 2
Coding region: 1-285 (94 amino acids)
Source: RefSeq, a predicted model, not a curated record
AUGGUUAACAAACUGCAGGUGUACCCGGCACCGAUAAAUGGCAUAUUAGAGAAACUCGAGAUACAUGUGGACGCCCAUUACCAGGACAAGAAGCUGGACCUGGGCAUGAGAUGCGGCUGGAAGGAGCUGACAGAGUACAGGUACACAACGCUGUCGGGCCAGAACACACCUAAGCCAGGAAACGCAUCAUCCACUACUCCCACUUCAAAGAGUGAUACGACGGCAAAAACAUUUCCGUCGUCGUCGUCGUCCAAGCGUAGCGGCUGCAAAUCAGUUGCCAUCUAG